AUGCUUCCGUGGUCCUCCAGGAUCGCCGCUGCUCUCGCGCUCGGCGCCACCAUCGCGCGCGCCACGGUGCUCGUUGACUUCCAGGUCGCACAACCUCCACCGCUCCCCAAGGGCGCAAAACAGUGCACAGUCCAAAUCCUCAAGCACACGUUUGGAAACUCGUUCGGCGCGGCCGAAGUCGUGCAAUUCGAGCCUCCGACCGACUGCGGUCCCGUCGGCUCUUGGGCUGGCAUCAGUCUCAACUUUACCGUCACCUCCAACGGCACCCAGUUUGACCGCCUAGGAAUCUUCACCUUCCAGAACGUCGAAAUUUGGCGCACGUCCACGCCCGAGCCUACCCGUGGCGACGGCAUCAUCUGGACGUACCUCAAGGAUGUUACGCGCUAUACCCCUCUGUUCGCGAAGAACGGCACCUUCAUCCUCCAGCUCGACAACCUGCUCGAGACUGGGCUUGACGGCCAGUACGCCACCACCCUGGAUGCGACCUUCUUUGCCUCUGACGCCGCGCACCCGCCCGCGCCCAAAGCCGACUUGAUCAUCCCCGUGUCAACCUUGGCAAACAACACCGGAAACGACGCCUCUGUGCCCCCGCAGUUCUCCCUCAACGUCACCGUGCCGCGCAACGCCGUCCAGAUCUUCGCAGAGCUGUACGCGUCCGGAAACGGCAACGAAGAGUUCUGGUACUUCAACACCGCGAACGAGUUCCUCGACGACCUUCCCUCCGGCACCACCUUCGGCCAGGGCCCCUUCCGCGAGGUCCGCAUGCUCGUCGACGGCCAGCUCGCCGGCGUCGCCUUCCCCUACGCCGUCAUCUUCACCGGCGGGAUCGUGCCGACCGCGUGGCGGCCGAUCACGUCCUACGGCGCGCUCGACCUGCCCACCUACUUCCUCGACCUCACCCCGUUCGUGCCCGUGCUCACCGACGGCGCGCCGCACGAGAUCGCGCUCGACGUCGUCUCCGCCGAGGCCGACCACGGCGUGAACCAGAACUGGUUCGUCUCCGGGCUGCUCCAGGUCGUCCUCGACCCGUCCGGGCUGCCGACGACGGGGCGGAUCACGAGGGUGGACGCGCCCGCGUUCGCGGCGACGACGACGACGGGGCGCGUCGGCGCGAACGGGGACGUGAACGUCACCGUCGGCGCGAGCCGCACGCUCGAGAUCGCGGCGGAGAUCACGGGCGGGAGCGGCGCGACGACCGCGGUGGUGUGGCGGCAGACGCUCGCGUACGCGAACACGCAGCGCUACCUGGAGAACACGACGGUGCAGGUCGUCGACCAGAGCGCGACGGGGAGCUCCGUGUCGACGCACAACGGCGUCCCGGUCCUCGUCGACGAGUUCUCGUACCCGCUCCUCAUCAACUUCACCCUCCUCUCCCCCGACGGGAGCCAGUUCGAGUGCACGUUCGACCACUCGUACGACCGCAAGUCCGACCCUGCGCCCUUCAUCCUAGGCUCGACGAUCCAGGAGCGUCAGCUCGCGAGCGGCUUCUUCAAGGUUGCGUCGACCGGGAACACCGGGAACGGCACCAACUCGAACACGUUCUCCUACGCCGACGACGACGGCAACACCUUCAGCCGCAAGGUCUCUGCCGUGAACAACAACAUCACCUCCGACGUCCAGAGCGGCUCGCUCGCGCCCGCGCCCGCGCCCGCCAGCGCGGUGCAAGACAAGCACGCCGGGAUGCAGGCGCCGCUCGCGAUCACCAAGCUCAGGCUCCCGGGCGGACGGACCAUCGGAAACUGA
Messenger RNA from Epithele typhae, 1743 nucleotides. Its product is annotated as peptide N-acetyl-beta-D-glucosaminyl asparaginase amidase A-domain-containing protein. The transcript has 11 exons. The record is from RefSeq and is a predicted model, not a curated record. NCBI's taxonomy places the organism in Eukaryota, Fungi, Basidiomycota, Agaricomycetes, Polyporales, Epitheliaceae. Bases 1 to 1743 code for a protein of 580 amino acids.